CCGGUUCGUUUUCCCGAUUGACUGACAGCAUGGUUGUCAGUUCAAAAGUCAGCGUCAGCGAUCCUAACCUCAAUCCGCUGAAUUGGAAGUGAGCGCGCGAGUUUGUUUACUGUAGAAUUUCUGCAAUUUUAGCAAUAAAUACGGAAUAUCCCCAGCAAUGGAUGAUCCAGAUUGUAUCUAUACUAUCUUCGAUAACAAGUGCAAAGCAGCCGGUAUUACCGGAACAUGGGUGACUCCGGAUACUCUCUCAGUAACAGCCUUCCGGCCAGUUCUCAGCAAUACCCGGGAUCAAGUGUCCAAAUACGUCAGCAAAGACAGCACCAAUAUUUAUCAUCUCAAGUUCCCAUUCAUCUUCUCUGAACCCAUCCUCACGGACUUUGUGGGAGAGACCUGUGCAAUUUUUCGCACUCUUCGCACUAUCAAGUCCUCAGAACAGAAGGUGGACUACGUAAAAAUCUCCCAGUCCUACAGGAGUACCAUUAGAACCUACCUGGAGAAACUUCAAGAUUCUAUAGCUUCAGCUUCAGAUGAGGCUCUUAUUGAAAGGCAUAAGAAUCUCAUAACGCAGCUCUACUACACAGAAUGCAUUUGGCACCUCUGUGAGAUUCUCUUCGUGGACAGAGUGGUGUCCGGGAUGAUUGUGCUGAAGCUGAUGGAAUGGAUUCGUUUUCACAUUCCACAAUCUGAGCGUCUGGCCACGGAAUUACUGAUAAAUGGACGGGAGGCAGAUUCUCAUGAAGAUUACUGGACUGUGGUGAGAGAUUUAAUUCUGCAGGGGCAAGUAGAAGUCGCCAGAGCACUCCUGAAAUUGCACUCUUCCUCUGAAAGCCUGACCUUCCAGAUCACCGAGCAAAUCCUCAAAGCAAUGCCGGUCUUCAAUAACUACGGAGGCCUCCCUAUCCAGAAAUUCCGAUCUCAGUGGCAAUAUUGGAUCACUGAUACGCGUUCUAAGUUAUCCACUGGUGUCCUGAUGGAACAACCAGAGCUAGAGACAAUCGUACUUCUAGCAAUUGGAGACGAAAUGGCAUGGACUGAACAGGCAAAAAUGUCCGAUUGCUGGUACGAAUACCUUCCAGGAUAUCUCUUCUAUACUGAACCUACGUGCAAGUUCUUUGAGUUGGGCACUUUUGCUGGACAGUGGCUCACGCGGUGGAUGGGAGCUCAUGGUCACAGGGAGUCUGUGGCUAUGAAACAGCUGGAUCGGGUGAUUCUGAGCGUAAUGGAGAAUGAUAUGCAUCAAGUUCUUCACGAUAUUCAAAAUAUCUAUGACAACAAAUGGUUUGUCACGCAUCUAACUGAUCUCCUUCAUUCCUGCGGCCAACUGGAAGUGAUUGGGGAGCAGCAAACAAAUGUUGCAAGUGAAUUGAGGGAUUCCCUGAUCUUCGAAUAUGGCUGCAUUUUGAUGAGUCAACGGGAGUUCUGGAUAUUUGGCAUGGAUUACUUGGAGUAUGGGCCACCUGAGGGAUUAGGUGCUGUAGAGAUUUAUCUCUCUAAACUGCCCAUAUAUUCAGAUGAUGAUGCUGAACAGAUUUUAAUAGCUGCCAAAGAGAAGGGAUUACCUUCUAUUGAGAGGGAUGUCUGUCGUGUUGUGUCAGCUCGGUAUCUGUCUGAAGGAGAUUUUGGGAAUGCUCUCGUUUGGGGUGUUCGAUCUCAAGAUAACAUCUACGUGACAUCUAUAGCGGAUAUCUUCCUAAAUUACUACUGCAAACAUGGAGAAAUUCUCUGUCCUGAGGUUCUUCCUCAGAUAGCUUCAAAAAUGUUUGUGUCACCUCGAUUAGUUUUCCUGGUGAAGUAUUACGAUUUCCAUCAGUUCUACAAGCGCAAGGAAUUUCCUCAAGCUGCAGAAUUGCUGAUCAAUCUUCUGGAUUCCCGGAUAACGCCUGAAUUCUUCUGGCCAACUCUCCUGGCGGACACAAUCCCACUUCUGGAAUCGAGUGACCCAAAAAUUCCCUCAAAGGAAACCACUCAAAUAAUCCAUCAUCUUGAAGCUGAAUUUCUGCCACUUGUGGAGAAAGUGAAGCAAAUCACGGCCAUUGGCGGAGAGAUGAAGACCCCAAUUCUAAAUCACACUCGUUUUCAGGACAUAGAGGAACUCAUUAAAUUACUCCGCAUGGCAGCUGCCAGAAACCUAGCUCGAAUGCUGAUCAUUGAAAACACUGUCCUCUAGGAAGACAUUUUCUUUAUAAAUUACACUAAUUUUAUUUUUUUUUCAUAUCGAUGUUUUUAUCUCAUGAAAAUAAAGGAGAAAAUGCGGAAGAGAUAAA
Molecule: messenger RNA, 2264 nt
Organism: Phlebotomus papatasi
Lineage: Eukaryota; Metazoa; Arthropoda; Insecta; Diptera; Psychodidae
Gene: Nup75
Product: nuclear pore complex protein Nup75
Exons: 7
Coding region: 158-2167 (669 amino acids)
Biological process (GO): protein import into nucleus; mRNA export from nucleus; positive regulation of DNA-templated transcription
Cellular component (GO): nuclear pore outer ring
Molecular function (GO): structural constituent of nuclear pore
Source: RefSeq, a predicted model, not a curated record